AUGUGGACCAAGAGAUUAAAGUUAUGGAGGUUUAUGUUGUGCAUUUUGUUCGCCGUGUCUGCGCUCGCGCUCGCGGCGAGAGCUGACGAUGACGACGUACCUUUAGAAUCACAGUGCCGUCCAUACGUCGAGAAAGCUCUAAAAGAGCUUGAAUCUGGGGAUACAGAAACAGAUUCUUCAAAUAAAGACGACUCCAGUGAAGUAAGCGUAGGAGACGAUACAAAAGAAGAAAGUUCAACAGAAGACACUAGGCAACCUGGAGAAGAGAAUAGCAACGAAGACGAUGAUAGCAAAGAGGAUAUUUCAACGUUAGAAGUUGCUGACGAACCGUACGUAUCUCAGGCCUUUGAAAGGGAUGAAGAAGGUCCAGAAAACGAUUCUAAAGAAGAUGUGACGACAGAAGUUGAUGAUAGCGUCGAAGAAGUAGCGGACAAUAGCAUAGAAGAAAAUGGAGACAGUAAGGAAGAAGCAUAUGCUGAUGAACAAAAUGACGAAAUAGAAAGUGGCGAAAAUAUAGAAGAAGCGAUUGAAGACAGAACUGAUGGCGAAAAGAGUGAAGAAAAUAAAUUAGAGGAUUCAGCAGAAGUAAGUGAAGUAAGUGAAGUUGAAAGUAAGGACGCAGACCAAGAUGAAGGCGUCACAACAAGUGAAGAAUUAAGUACAGAAGGGGUAGAAAUAAAUGAAGAAGAUCCAGCAACAAUGGAUUCGAAUGAAGAUAAUCAAGAUGAAAAAAGCGAAACAGGGGAAAGUAAAGAAGAAAAUAAGACAGAUGACAACGACGACGGAUCUCAAGAAAAGGCUGAAUCUGAAGAAAAAGACGAGGAAGACAAAACGGAUAAUGAAUCUCAAAUAGAUGAAGAGACGGAUGGCAAAUCUGAAAUUCAAUCUGAAGAAGAUAAAGAAACAUCGAAGGAAAAGAAAGAUUCAGUUGAAGAAGCAGGAGGGGUAGAUGAUGAAGAAUCAACUGCAAACGAAGUCGGUGACGAUGAAAUUAAAUCUACCGAAACUGGUGAAGAUGAGACAGAAAAUCAAGAAAUUAAUGAGGUAGAUGCAUCUAGUGAAGCUGAUGAAGGUAUUUCACCAGGUACUGUAACAGAAAAAUUGACGGACACCGAUGAAGCGAGUCAACAAGAGGGUACAGAACCAGAAGAAGAAGGUAUGCCCGAGGAAGAAUUAUUAAUGACAGGAGAAAUACCGGAGAAUUUGAGGUCUCGUGAUCACAUUAUCCAAGUUCUGAGACUGGACGAGGAGGCAAAUGAGGCAGAACUAAUCAUAGAAAAGUCUGCCGAUAUUAUUUUGAGAGACUUAAAGAGGCUUUACGAAAAUUCCAUAAAACCAUUAGAAGUACUCUAUAAAUAUAGAGAUUUAAGUAAUAGACACUUUGGUGAUCCAGAAAUAUUUUCUAAGCCUUUAGUAUUAUUUAUGGGGCCUUGGAGCGGAGGAAAAUCAAGUAUUCUUAACUAUCUAACUGGUCUAGAAUUUACGGAGUGGUCUUUGAGAACUGGUGCCGAACCAUCGCCAGCUUAUUUCAAUAUUUUAAUGCAUGGUAAAGAUCCAGAGGUACUUGACGGUACUCAGCUGGCAGCUGAUUGGACGUUCUCGGGGUUACAGAAAUUUGGUCAAGGAUUAGAAGAACGUCUUAGAGGUCUCAAAUACCCUAGCAAGUUAUUAGAAAAGGUAAAUAUUGUAGAAAUUCCUGGAAUAUUGGAAGUAAGAAAACAAGUAUCUCGUGUGUUCCCAUUUAAUGAUGCUUGUCAGUGGUUUAUUGACCGUGCUGAUAUCAUCUUCCUCGUCUACGAUCCAUCUAAACUUGACGUAGGACCAGAAACUGAAGCUAUACUCGAUCAACUAAAAGGCAGAGAAUCGCAGACACGCAUUGUACUGAACAAAGCAGACACCGUGAAGCCGGAAGAGUUGAUGCGCGUUCAAAGCGCGUUGAUUUGGAACAUAUCGCCGCUGAUGAGCUCGGCGCAGCCGCCGGUCAUGUACACGGUGUCGCUGUGGUCGAUGCCGUUCGAGGCGGGCGCGCCGGCGCGCCUGCUGCAGGCCCAGGAGCGCGAGCUGCUGCGCGACCUGCGACAGGCCAUCGACAGGCGCAUCGAGAACAAGAUCGCCAGCGCUAGGAGAUUCGCGGUGCGAGUGAGAAACCACGCGAAAAUGGUCGACUGCUACCUGACGACUUAUUACAACCACAAGACUAUCUUCGGCAACAAGAAAUUAAUCGCUGAUGCUAUUAUUGAAAACCCUCAGAACUACCAUAUUUACGAGGGCUUGAGCACACUUACCAAUAUUUCUAGGUAUGACCUUCCCGAUCCCGAAACCUACAGGGACUUCUUCAGGCUAAAUCCUCUUUACGAGUUCCAGCAGCUGUCCGCCACUUGCACUUAUUUCCGCGGCUGUCCCAUCACGCGGCUCGACGUCGCCAUCGCUUAUGACCUGCCUGAGCUGGUUGGCAAAUACAAGAAGAUGGUGGAGACCGCUACGCCCCAGGGCAUGCCAAAGAGUUGA
Parnassius mnemosyne (clouded apollo) is the source of this 2508-nucleotide messenger RNA. Lineage: Eukaryota; Metazoa; Arthropoda; Insecta; Lepidoptera; Papilionidae. The record is from the annotation of a GenBank genome assembly.